UAUACCAGCUCAAACCUUCUCGCUGGCAAAAAAACCAUGGAGUACGAAAUAACAGGCCUGCUUUUAGGCAUAUUAGUGCUAUGGAUUACAUGGGAUUUGGUCAGGGAGCGUCACCACAGACCACUGGAGGAGCUACGCAGGCUGCCACCGGGACCACGGCGGUGGCCGGUGGUCGGCAACAUAUUUCAGUUGGGCCAACCCCCACACAAAUCCUUCGCCGAACUGGCCCGCAAGCACGGUCCAAUCAUGACACUCUGGCUGGGCUCCAUGUGCACCGUCGUAAUCUCCUCCAGUGAAAUGGCUCGCGACAUGUUCAAGAACCACGACGUCGUUUUAGCUGGCCGGAAGAUCUACGAGGCCAUGAAAGGCGACCACAGCAACGACGGCUCCCUCAUAACCGCCCAGUACGGGCCCCACUGGCGCAUGCUUAGGCGGCUGUGCACAGCCGAGAUAUUCCAGCCGAGUCGACUCGACGCCAUGCGGGCGGCACGUGACCGGUGCAUCGACCGGAUGGUCCGGUUCGUGGCGGAGGCAGGCGCAGAUGGGACGGCACCGGUGGACGUGGGCAGGUUCUUCUUCUUAAUGUCUUUUAACCUCGUCGGGAAUCUCAUGUUCUCGAAGGACUUAUGCGACCCGACGUCGGAUCGGGGAGCUGCGUUCUUCUACCACGCAGGGAAGGUGAUGGAGUGGGCGGGGAAGCCGAACGUUGCAGACUUUUUGCCCAUUUUGAGACGGGUCGACCCGCAAGGGAUAAGGAAGACGACCCAGUUUCAUGUCGAGCAAGCCUUUGAGAUUGCGGGUGGGUUCAUUAAGGAAAGGGUCGAUGGAAAUGGGGGUGGUGAGAGAAAGGGGAAGGACUACUUGGAUGUGCUUCUGGAGUUUGGUGGUGAUGGCGAGGAGCCCUUGAGUCUCUCUUCCAGAACAAUCAACGUCAUAAUCUUUGAGAUGUUCACCGCGGGGACCGACACAACCACAAGCACAUUGGAGUGGGCGAUGACCGAGCUCCUCCGCAACCCACGCACCCUAACCAAAGUCCAAGCUGAGCUGAGGAGCGUCGGCGGCGGCCCACCUGACGGGAAGCUCACGGAAGACGACAUAGAAAGCGUACCCUACCUCAGAGCAGUCAUCAAGGAGACUUUGAGACUUCAUCCGCCUCUCCCUUUCCUCGUCCCUCACAUGGCCACGCAGAUGUGCAAGAUCCAAGGCUACUACAUCCCCAAAAAGACACAAAUUCUGGUGAAUGUAUGGGCCAUUGGGCGUGACCCCAAGACGUGGGAAGACCCUCGAGAGUUCAAGCCAGAGAGGUUCUUGGAGCCCAACACGCAGCUGGAUUUUAAGGGACACCAUUUUCAGUUCAUACCGUUUGGGUCCGGGCGGCGAAUGUGUCCCGCGGUUCCGCUCGCCUCGCGCGUGCUCCCGCUGGCUCUGGGAUCUCUCUUGCGGCACUUUGAUUGGGUUCUGGCCGACGGGCUUAAGCCGGAGGACAUGGACAUGACCGAAAGAAUGGGGAUAACGCUCAGGAAAUCUGUUCCCUUGAGGGCUAUACCAGUUCCGCAGAGAGUUAAAAAGUGA
Molecule: messenger RNA, 1572 nt
Organism: Malania oleifera
Lineage: Eukaryota; Viridiplantae; Streptophyta; Magnoliopsida; Santalales; Ximeniaceae
Product: cytochrome P450 76A1
Exons: 2
Coding region: 37-1572 (511 amino acids)
Molecular function (GO): iron ion binding; oxidoreductase activity, acting on paired donors, with incorporation or reduction of molecular oxygen; monooxygenase activity
Source: RefSeq, a predicted model, not a curated record